AUUGCUUAGAUCUUCAUCUCCUCAGUACAACUCUCCUGUAGUCGGAAAUUAGUCCCGCGUUCGAAUCACGGUUCGGGCUUAUCGCUUUCCCAUUUCGUGCCAGUGGUCGCAGGCUCCAAAGACCUCUGGUACAAGCAAAAGGUUGUGAGAUCCAUGUUGAGAUCACAUGUGCCAUGCAUCGCAGAGAUACAUAGGGUUUGUCUAGUGCGUUGCUGCCUUCCUUCAAUUUUCUAUAUUUGCCACUCCUUGUAUAUUUCUACCGAGCCACAUGAGGAAUCAUAACCCGUCCAGCAUGAAAAAACCAUCAACAACCACAAUCAAAACCCAUCCUUUCCCCCCAACUGCAGAUGGAUGUAAUCAAGCACGAAAACCAAGCUCAUGCCCCUACAUUUCCACAAGCCCCCUCUCAAAUAAGCCCCUCAAUCCCCUUCGCAGUUACCCCAACCCCGAGUUCCACUUAAGCAAUGCAUCCCUUUACCCCAAUGCAUAGUAAACAGAAGCUAAUGCCCGAAACAUUUGAUCUAUCAUGUCGAGCUGAGGCGAAUCAAAAAGCAAAGGGCCUGGUCUGGCUUAGUUAUAUCUUCACUGCAGCGGAAUUUUCUAUGUAUGGAUACUAAAUGCAGGAUCCCGAAGAUGUGGAUGUACUUGGAUACUCGGGAUAGUAUUACCGGAAUUGCUCCACGAGUAUAAGAACACAGCUGCUACUGUUUCAUGAGUAUUUGGAUUGCGUCGGUGCUUCGAUUUCCAUGAAUAUGUGGUUAAUUCUGAGGCAAUUCUCGGAUCGGAGAAAUAAUGCCAAGGUGAUAAGGUUACUAGGCUGCUUUGGUACGAG
Molecule: messenger RNA, 832 nt
Organism: Aspergillus sclerotioniger CBS 115572
Lineage: Eukaryota; Fungi; Ascomycota; Eurotiomycetes; Eurotiales; Aspergillaceae
Exons: 1
Coding region: 293-490 (65 amino acids)
Source: RefSeq, a predicted model, not a curated record